Messenger RNA from Penicillium antarcticum, 984 nucleotides. RefSeq lists its product as uncharacterized. The transcript is spliced from 2 exons. NCBI's taxonomy places the organism in Eukaryota, Fungi, Ascomycota, Eurotiomycetes, Eurotiales, Aspergillaceae. The record is from RefSeq and is a predicted model, not a curated record. Bases 1 to 984 code for a protein of 327 amino acids.
AUGUCUGUUGUUGACGCCAUUGGCGUCAUUUCCGGAAUCCUGACCAUUGUCUCAUUUGGUAUGGACAAUUUCGGUUCGGAGUCGAACUCUGGUUCGACCAUCAUGGUCGCUGUUGCUCUUGACGGUCCGAAUGGGCCUACGAAUGCCGGUGGUGAUCUCCCUGAUGUACGGGUAUGGAAUGAUGUUGGUGGAUUCGUUGGCAUGAAUGCCGACCCUGGAACCGUGGGCAAUGGAAACCUGGGCGAAGUUAAAGUCGAGCACGAGAAUCAGGGAGUCUACUCCCUCUUCUCGGCUAACAACGAUGCUAUCUGUGUUGCUUGGGUCACGACGACCUGGAGUGAUGACCGCGGCGGCAACAAAUACGCUGUGUCAGGCGACUACGGCGAGGCAUGCGGAGGAACAUGGUUUGAGAGCCACAUGUAUCCAAACAGCGAUGAAGAAUACCAGCCCAAAUGCUUCUGGAUUGACAAAAAUGGUGAUCAGCCGAAGACCGGAUUUCAGGUGCGCUGGCCUGCUUUCUCCAAAGAUGAACAAGAUGAAAGCAACACAGACCCGCAGAGAAUGUGUAACGACAUCAAUUUCGGACUUCGUGAGGAGGAUGACCCCAACACCAUCAACUAUUACACCAAGAAGAAGCGAAGCACAGCCUUGCGUGCUCGUCAGUCUCCUGUGCGCCCUGAGUGGGCCAACUCCGAAUUGGUGAUCAGCAACUCCAAGCAUCACUCGGCCAAGAGGCUUUGCCAAUCUGACACGUCUAUGGGUCCUGACUUUGCCCAUACAGGAGAGGAACUUUUCUGUGACAUGGACGCGAAAGUUCUAUAUGCAUUCUGUACUGACGACGGGAAAACGGAUUGCUUCGAUAUGGAAUCUCAAAGUGUUUCCACCGGUGCUACAGUGGGAGCAAUGGGCCUGGCGUCUACUAGUGGCAAGUCGAGCCGCUACUCGGGCAUUCGUGACUGGCGCUCAAACAGCACUAUGAUAUAG